Messenger RNA from Osmia bicornis bicornis, 1629 nucleotides. RefSeq names its product glycerophosphodiester phosphodiesterase 1. The transcript is spliced from 6 exons. The record is from RefSeq and is a predicted model, not a curated record. Lineage: Eukaryota; Metazoa; Arthropoda; Insecta; Hymenoptera; Megachilidae. Gene Ontology annotation, biological process: lipid metabolic process. Gene Ontology annotation, molecular function: phosphoric diester hydrolase activity. Bases 438 to 1523 code for a protein of 361 amino acids.
UAUGUAAAUAGAUACAAUACACGAAUUGUUUUUUUUUUUAAAUAAAUAUUCCUUCACGCAUUGACAUCUCACAUUUAACAGUGUGAUAAGAAGUAUUUAUAAUUUUGAAUUCAAUAAAUUAUCUUUUGUGUCAUUCUGUUGUAAGGGACGAUAAAAACAAUAAAACAAUCAUAACAAUAAAUAACAACCAUUCAGUGAAUCUGAGCAGAGAUAUUGAAUUAUCACUCGGUUGAAUAUAGAUAAUAUAACGCAAACAAACGUUAUCAGUUGUUGUAACACUUAAAUUAAGAAGCUCAAAUAUCAACCAGAUUGUGCAAAAUUAUGUAGUCAAGUAAUAGACGGUGUUACAUGACAAUAUCAUAAUUGACAUCUUUGUAUGUGUAGAGUUUGCAUCUUCUUUUCAAAAACGUUAACAAGACUAAAAGUUUCUUUAAAAAAUGCAUGGAAUUGUUGAACUAAUUUUGACCAGUGCUUCAUUGUGGAUGCUGUUACAAGUUAUCUGGAGCAGUUUAAUAAGUGUGUUUUAUCAUUUCUGUAUACCAUGGAUUGUUUGGGGUACCUUUAUUGCGGCAAUUGGAUUAAAAAUAGCCAGGAUUCCACCGCCAAAUUUGAAUAUUGUACAAGAAGUGCUUGGUAUAAAUCCUAUUUUGUUGAAAAGAGAUAGUACCAUGUCCAAGACUCAUGAUAAUGAAGAGCAACAUUGCAUGCGAGUGGUGGCUCAUCGUGGUGGAGGAUACGAUUUCCCUGAGAACAGCUUAACAGCUUUCCGUAAUUGUAAAGACAGAGGCUGUAAUGCAGUUGAACUUGAUGUACUUCUUACAAAGGACAAUGUACCUAUAGUGUUUCAUGACACAACAAUUGAUAGAGUUACUGGACAACAUGGGACUAUUAAAGAUAUGACAUGGGAUCAAUUAAAAGAUUUAGAUAUUACCCAUAACCAUCCACUCAAGGAUAAAUUUACUGAUGGCGAAAAAAUUCCAUUACUUUCUAAAGUUUUAGAAACUUGCUUAUCCAAUGAACAGAGAAUAAUCAUAGAUAUAAAAGAAAAAAGACUGGAAGUUGUAGAAGCAAUUCUAGAUGCUUACAAAAAAUAUCCAAAAUUAUUUCAAAGAGCAGUUGUAUCCAGUUUUAAUCCAAUUAUUAUAUAUAUGCUUAGAAGAAAGGAACCUCGUAUUGUGUCGAGCCUUGCAUGGAGACCUCAGUAUUUUUCAAGAGUAACAUAUCUUGGGUUAGAUGGUCCGGCACCGGCACGAUAUAACAAUCCAUUUAAACAUAUAGCAGCUUCGGUGUUCGAUUAUAUAUAUGAUUGGAUGCUUAAUCAUUUUAUAUACUACAUUGUGGGAGUUUCUGCUAUUUUACUGCAUAAAGAUAUUGUCAAUCAGCGCGUUAUCCAAGUAUGGCAUGAUCGUAAUGUUCGUGUCAUGGCAUGGACAGUAAAUCUACCAUCAGAAAAAUUACAUUUUUCACGACUAUUUAAAAUUACUUACAUAACGGAUACACUAUUAGUUGAAAAAGAUAUGUAAUAAUCAUAUUACAUGCUUUAUGGUGUAAAAGACUAUUUUAUACUACUGAUAUUAUAAAGCAUUAUAUUCAGUAAUCUAGUCCAUUCAAUAAAAUAACGAAAAUAUA